AGUACUUUGCUCUCUCUAAACUUCACAGGAACGCUUAGUGUAACGGGAGUAGGGCUUGGAUUCUCCGAGGACACACUCGACUUUGGCAGCCGCUGGAUCCAACGUUUAGAGGCGGAAUUUGGUGUCAAGGUCAGGAGUGGCCAUGCCAUUUGGCUGUUUAACAAUCGGGGAAAAGAAGGAUUAUAACAAUCCUUCAGACGUGACAGAUAAAUAUGACAUGGGUCAGAUUGUUAAAUCGGAGGAGUUCUGCGAGAUAUUCAGGGCCAAGGACAAAACUACCAUGAAAAUGUACACAUGUAAAAAGUUCCUAAAGAAGGAUGGAAGGAAAGUCCGCAAGGCUGCGAAAAAUGAGAUCCUCAUCUUAAAGAUGGUGAAGCAUCCCAAUAUUCUCCAGCUGGUGGACGUCUUCGAAACCAAAAAAGAGUACUUCCUCUUCCUUGAGCUUGCAACAGGUAGAGAGGUGUUUGACUGGAUCCUGGAUCAAGGCUACUACUCAGAGCGGGACACCAGUAAUGUGGUGCGCCAGGUGUUGGAGGCUGUCGCCUACCUCCACUCCCUGCGUAUCGUUCACAGAAACCUCAAGUUGGAGAACUUGGUUUACUAUAACCGCCUGAAGCACUCUAAGAUAGUCAUCAGCGACUUCCAUCUUGCCAAGCUGGAGAAUGGACUAAUCAAAGACCCUUGUGGGACACCAGAGUACCUGGCUCCUGAGGUGGUUGGCAGACAGCGAUAUGGCAGGCCUGUCGACUGCUGGGCUACAGGUGUCAUCAUGUACAUACUGCUGUCAGGCAACCCUCCUUUCUACGAUGAAACCGAUGAUGAUGAUUAUGAAAACCAUGACAAGAACCUGUUCCGAAAGAUCCUGGCAGGCGAUUAUGAGUUUGACUCUCCGUACUGGGAUGAUAUCUCUGAUUCAGCUAAGAGUCUGGUUGCUCGUCUGAUGGAGGUGGAUCAAGACCAGAGACUGACAGCCCAGGAGGCUAUAAACCAUGAAUGGAUCUCUGGUGGUGCAGCUUCAGAUAAGAACAUCAAGGAAAAUGUGUGUGCACAAAUAGAGAAGAACUUUGCCAGAGCUAAAUGGAAGAAAGCAGUGCGGGUCACCACCAUCAUGAAGAGAUUGAGAGCACCUGAGCACAGUGACUCGAGGGCAACCAGCCCUGCAGCCGGCGCCCCAGCAGACCCUGCAGCACCCCAGGCUGCCGCUGACCCCUCCGCACCUUCGUCUGCCACCACACCCGAGGGAGCCCCCGCUACAGCCACAGAGCUCCCUGGCGGAGCAGAGAUAAGCCAACCAGCGCCAGAAGCCUCAGACGGGGUGUCAGCCUCAGCCGCCGAGCCACAGCAGCAGAGCCCGGCACCACAGGAGGCCGAGCCCACAUCGCGUUGUAAUGGAGAAGCCUCCACUGCUCACCACCCAUCCGCCGAGGCCGGGGACGAGCAGGGUUAG
Xiphias gladius (swordfish) is the source of this 1447-nucleotide messenger RNA. RefSeq names its product caM kinase-like vesicle-associated protein. The transcript is spliced from 11 exons. Gene Ontology annotation, molecular function: ATP binding; calmodulin binding; calcium/calmodulin-dependent protein kinase activity. The record is from RefSeq and is a predicted model, not a curated record. Gene Ontology annotation, biological process: peptidyl-serine phosphorylation. Bases 143 to 1447 code for a protein of 434 amino acids. Lineage: Eukaryota; Metazoa; Chordata; Actinopteri; Istiophoriformes; Xiphiidae. Gene Ontology annotation, cellular component: intracellular anatomical structure.